Helobdella robusta is the source of this 1689-nucleotide messenger RNA. RefSeq lists its product as hypothetical. The transcript is spliced from 13 exons. Gene Ontology annotation, molecular function: protein binding. NCBI's taxonomy places the organism in Eukaryota, Metazoa, Annelida, Clitellata, Rhynchobdellida, Glossiphoniidae. Bases 1 to 1689 code for a protein of 562 amino acids. The record is from RefSeq and is a predicted model, not a curated record.
AUGAAUGAAGCCGAAGGACAAAAUUUAUUAUGUGAUGUGACGUUAGUGGCAGGGAAUGUUUCGUUAGCAGCUCACAAGGUGGUGCUGGCAGCUUGCAGCUCAUACUUCAAGGCAAUGUUCACUUGCAGACUCAGUGAGUCAACUGCAGACAAGAUAGAUCUGAGGUUGCUAGAUAGCACUGCUUUAGAGAUCCUUGUAGAUUUUAUGUACACAUCUGAAUUGUAUAUUACGGAAGAAAAUGUCCAGGCAUUGCUGCCAGGAGCGAACAUCUUACAAUUGUUCGAGGUGAAAGAUGCCUGCUGUGACUUCCUACAAUCACAACUUCAUCCUUCAAACUGCAUUGGCAUUCGAUCGUUUGCUGAUCUGCACGCCUGCGCCGAUCUUGCCUACUACGCCCAUUUAUAUACGCAACAGCAUUUUGUAGAAGUAGCAAUACAGGAUGAGUUCUUGAACCUGCCUCUACCUCAGAUGAUCAAGUUGAUAUCAGAUGAUCGCUUGUUGGUUCAAUCUGAGGAACAAGUGUACGAAGCAGUCAUAUCAUGGACAAUGUACGACUUUUCCAACAGGCAAAAACAUAUUGAUCAAUUGAUCGAAUACAUCAGGCUAAGUUUAAACUUGAAAAUUAACGUUUUUUCGUUAACCAGACUGCCGUUGUUGUCUCAAGAUUUCUUGGUACAAAGAGUGGAGGAUGAACCGUUGAUAAAAAAUUGUUCAAGGUGCAAAGAUUUCCUAAUAGAAGCAAUGAAGUACCAUCUGUUAAAACCUGAGCAGAAACUUUUGUAUAUCACGCCCAGAACAAAACCCCGGUCCCCUGCUGGUCUUCCAAAAAUGAUGUUAGUGAUUGGAGGACAAGCACCUAAAGCCAUAAAGAGCGUUGAAUGUUAUGAUUUUAAGGAGAACAAGUGGCACCAGGUGUCUGACAUGCCUUCAAGGAGAUGUAGAUGUGGUGUAGCAGUGCUUGGCGGCCUUGUGUAUGCAAUAGGAGGCUUCAAUGGUUCGUUGCGGGUUCGAACAGUUGAUGUCUACGAGCCCAUCAAGGACGUGUGGACCCCUCUGAUCAGCAUGGAAGCUCGAAGGUCCACCCUGGGUGCUGCCGUGCUCAAUGGCUUGAUAUAUGCUGUUGGAGGAUUUGAUGGCUCCUCAGGUUUGAGCAGUGCUGAAUGUUUUGAUCCUCGAACAAAUGAAUGGCGCUACAUAGCCAGCAUGAGUCUCAGGAGAAGUAGUGUCGGCGUUGGUGUGCUUGGAGGUUUGUUGUUUGCUGUUGGUGGUUAUGAUGGAGCCAGUCGACAUUGUUUGAGUAGUGUGGAGGCUUACUCUGCCACUGGAGACAAGUGGUUGCCUGUGCCAGACAUGACGUGCAGACGGAGUGGAGCAGGUGUUGGUACGAUGGAUGGAUUGUUGUAUGCAGUGGGAGGACAUGAUGGUCCUUUCGUGAGGAAGAGUGUAGAAUGUUACAACCCUGAAACAAAAUGCUGGAGCCUGGUAGCCAGCAUGCACAUGUGUCGAAGGAAUGCAGGUGUGGUGACGUACAACAAUAUGUUAUACGUCGUUGGAGGUGACGAUGGGAUGAGCAAUUUGUCGUCUGUUGAAUGCUACUGUCCCAAAUCUGAUGCUUGGACAUUGCUUCCACACACCAUGCAUCUUGGUCGAAGUUAUGCGGGAGUCUGCAUCAUAGACAGGCCGAUGUGA